AUAAUGCUGUAGAUCCAGAUGUAUCCGCUAGGACGGUCUUUAUAGAUGUUGAGGAAGUCAAGAAUAAAUCUUGUUUGACCUUUACUGAUGAUGGCUGUGGGAUGACACCUCAUAAACUACAUCGAAUGCUCAGCUUUGGCUUUACAGAUAAAGUAAUAAAGAAGAGCCAGUGUCCCAUCGGAAUCUUUGGUAAUGGUUUCAAGUCCGGCUCCAUGCGACUAGGAAAGGACGCUCUUGUCUUCACCAAGAAUGGGGGUACUCUCACUGUUGGACUCCUAUCACAGACCUAUCUGGAAUGUGUCCAGGCCCAGGCAGUUAUUGUACCAAUUGUUCCAUUCAAUCAGCAAAACAAAAAAAUGAUUAUUACUGAAGAUUCCUUGCCCAGCCUAGAAGCCAUCCUGAACUAUUCAAUUUUCAACAGUGAAAAUGACCUGCUGUCCCAGUUUGAUGCCAUCCCAGGCAAAAAAGGCACUCGCGUUCUCAUUUGGAACAUCCGCAGAAAUAAAGAUGGAAAGUCUGAGUUGGACUUUGAUACAGAUCAAUAUGACAUCUUGGUAUCAGAUUUUGACAAAGAAGAAAAAGAAACUGGUGGUCUUACCUCUGAGCUACCAGAAACAGAGUAUUCUUUACGGGCAUUUUGUGGUAUUCUAUACAUGAAGCCACGAAUGAAAAUUUUUCUGCGUCAAAAGAAGGUAACCACCCAGAUGAUUGCCAAGAGCCUGACCAAUGUAGGAUAUGAUAUAUAUAAACCUACCUUCACAAAUAAGCAGGUGAGAAUCACUUUUGGAUUCUCUUGCAAGAAUAGUAACCAUUUUGGAGUAAUGAUGUAUCAUAACAACCGACUCAUAAAGUCCUUUGAAAAGGUGGGAUGCCAGGUGAAGCCAACUCGUGGAGAAGGUGUAGGAGUAAUUGGAGUCAUUGAGUGUAAUUUCCUAAAACCUGCCUACAACAAACAAGAUUUUGAGUACACUAAAGAGUACCGGUUGACAAUAAAUGCACUUGCCCAGAAGCUCAAUGCUUAUUGGAAGGAAAAGACAUCUCAAGAGAAUUUUGAGACCUCAGCUAUAGCCAGACCAAUACUGAAGAUUCCUGACCAGACAUGGGUACAGUGUGAUGAGUGUCUCAAGUGGAGGAAGCUUCCUGGCAAAGUUGAUCCAUCUACGCUACCUAUAAGAUGGUUUUGUUACUAUAACUCUCAUCCAAAGUACAGGAGGUGCUCUGUUCCAGAGGAACAAGAACUUAUUGAUGAAGACCUGUAUUUGAGCAAAGCUAAGAAACAAGAUCAAACUGUUGAGAAGAAGAUUGCUAUGAAAAAUGAGAACCAUCAGGUAUUCAGUAAUUCAUUGAAAAUCUUUACUGUUCAAGAUAUGGAUGGACUGAAUAACCAGACAGUUGGAUAUGAGAGAAUUGAUAGCCCUAGCCUGCUUCCAUCUGUGGGAGAAGAAAGCAAAUCACCUUCUCUUCAACUUAAACCUCUGGAUUCCAGUGUUUUUCAGUUUUCCAGUAAGUGCAGAUGGAAUCUAGGUGAGGAACCUGUGGAGAAACGAAGAAAGCUCCAGAAUGAGAUAGCAACACCUCCUCUAGAUUAUCCCAUACCUGGCCCUUACAAGAGGGUAGAAGCACCUGCUGCCUACCCAGAAGGAAAAAACAGCCAUGAAAAGUCCAGUUCUGAGAGAAGUACACCACCAUACCUUUUACCAGAAUACCCAGAAGCAAGCAAGAAUACAACUCAGAAUAGGGAGGUUUCAGCUCUAUGUUUAGGAGCUCAAGACCAGCACCAAAGGACCCUGCUUCCUGAAGAAUUAGAAGAUCAGAUGCCAAGAUUGGUAGCAGAAGAAUCAAACAGAGGUAGCACACGUAUAAACAAAGAAGAAGUAAACAAGGGACCUUUUGUAGCUGUUGUUGGUGUUGCAAAAGGUGUUAAAGAUUCGGGAGCUCCCAUUCAGCUGAUCCCUUUUAACAAAGAGGAGCUUGUUGAGAGAAGAAAAGCAACUGAAUCCUGGAACCCAAUGCCUGCACUCCCUACUGUAGCCAUUCCAGACAAAGGAAGAGGCUGUGAGGAGGGCAGAGGUCGUAAUACACCAAAGAUGAAGAACCAGAGAGAGCUGGAGGAACUGAAGAGAACCACAGAAAAAUUGGAACGUGUUGUGGCUGAAAGGAAUUUGUUCCAGCAAAAGGUGGAGGAGCUGGAACAGGAGAGGAAUCACUGGCAUUCUGAAUUCAAGAAAGUCCAACAUGAAUUGGUAACCUAUAGUACUCAGGAGACAGAAGGCUUGUAUUGGAGCAAGAAACACAUGGGUUAUCGCCAAGCUGAAUUCCAGAUUCUGAAAGCUGAACUGGAAAGAACUAAAGAGGAAAAGAAAGAAUUGAAAAAGAAACUGAAGGAGACAGAGACACACCUGGAAGUGCUACAGAAGGCCCAGGUCUCCUACCGGACCCCAGAGGGAGAUGACCUAGAAAGGGUUUUGGCAAAACUUACGCGGCUGCGUAUCCACGUCAGCUAUCUCCUUACUUCUGUUCUCCCUCACUUGGAGCUUCGUGAGAUCGGGUAUGACUCAGAACAAGUGGAUGGGAUCCUGUACACGGUGCUGGAGGCAAAUCACAUACUGGAUUGAGCACCAGACUAUAUAUACUCUUCUCUCUAUCCUUUUCUUCACUUUUGAGACUAUAUUCUCUAUAUAUUCUUUUAUUCUCUUUAUUCUUCUCUUUUCACUCUGUCACAUCUCUCUCUCUCUUACAUCAUGCCUUAUAUAGAAAAUCUUCGAGUAAAUCCUGGCUUUCAGUUUCCUGCUUAUUCGGUUUUGGUGUACAUGAAGAGGCCAAUUAAAUAGACUUUUAAGAGUCCAGGAACAGAAAGCUAUAGUCACUAAGCUACAUUACCUGAAAGCUUUAAUUUUCAUGACUUGGCCUAUUUCAUAUUUUCUGUGAAAUUGUAUUCAUUUAGGUUAAAUCAGUCAUCAAAUAACUGUAUCAAUGUACCAAGUGUUUUGGGAUAAAUUAAGAAGCAUAACUCAUGGUUUCAACCUUCGAAGAUUGAACCAUCUAGUUGGAAACAUAAGACAUACAACCAAGUUAACUAACCAUACAGUAAGUGCAUGAUAUGUUAAAAUGAGUGAUACAAACAGGAUAUAGAAGACCCGGGGGAGAAAGUUAAAGAAAACGGGACCUAAACUAAGAUUUAAAGAAAGAGCAUGACCACACUUUAACGAUGAUUGUUCUUUAUGUGGUAGCCCUAUGAUUGAUAUUUUUUCUUCUUCCUAUCUUUCUGCCUGUUUCAAAUUGUCUAUAAUAAACUUGUUUUUCUUCUUA
Messenger RNA from Tupaia belangeri chinensis (Chinese tree shrew), 3309 nucleotides. RefSeq names its product MORC family CW-type zinc finger 4 (gene MORC4). The record is from RefSeq and is a predicted model, not a curated record. Gene Ontology annotation, cellular component: nucleus; nucleoplasm. Gene Ontology annotation, molecular function: ATP hydrolysis activity; zinc ion binding. NCBI's taxonomy places the organism in Eukaryota, Metazoa, Chordata, Mammalia, Scandentia, Tupaiidae.